AUGGGGCCCCUGACGGGCGUGGGGUGCUUCGCCAUGCGCGCCGGCGCGCGGUCGGGAUACAGCAGUCAGGCGGGGCGAGCUGGUAAUGCGGCGGACGAGGCGGAGGUUUCUAAGUGGUCGUCGCUGCCGCCCGAGCUGCUGCGCGAGGUGAUCGCGCGGCUGGAGGAGGACGACCGCGACUGGCCGCAACGUCGCAGCGUCGUCGCGUGCGCCGGUGUCUGCAAGGCGUGGCGCGAAAUGACUCGCGAUCUGCUGCAGUCGGUGGGGUCGUUCGAGGCGGGGCAGAUCUCCUUCCCCGACGAGCUGCGCCGCCCGGGUCCGCGGGAGCGCAGCGUGGAGUGUUUCAUCCGCCGCAGCCGCAAGACGGGCACCUUCACGCUCUUCCUCGGCGUUCCUCCCGCGCCCACCGAGACUGGCAAGUUCCUCAUGGCGGCGCGCAAGUGCGGCUGGCGCCCCUCCAGCAUGGAGUACAUCGUCUCGCUGGAUCCGCGCGACUUCUCGCGAUCGCGCUCGUCGUUCGUCGGUCGCCUGCGCGCCAACUUCCUCUCCACGCGCUUCGCCAUCUACGAGUCGCCCAACGAGCCCGUGAACCCGGUGUGUUCGCCACCCAUCGCCAGCAGCAAGGUGCAUCCCGGCUACAGCCCGCUCCUCGCGCCCUCGCCCGCGCCCUCGCUCGCGCUCCCCGACGCCUCUGCGAGCGGCAGCGGCAGCAGCAGCAGCCGGUGGCUGACGGCCAGCGCGUCGUCGCUCUCCGCCGCCAAGAGCCCAGACUUCACUACCGCCUCCGCCUCCGCGUCCUCGUCCGCGUCGUCCUCCGCGUCGUCGGCGCUGCGCCCGUCGUUCCUCUCCUCCUCCUUCGACGCCAGCAACGGCGGGCUCUCCGCGCUGCUCUCCUCCCCCUCCACCUCCUGCGCGCCCGCCGUCUGCCACAAGCCCUCCGCCGCCACGCUCUCCCCGUGUCUCUCCCCCGCGCCCUCCGCGCUGCCCCUCGACGGCCCCGUCGUGUCCGUCGCCUACGCGCUCAACGUGCUCGGCGCGCGCGGGCCGCGCCGCAUCCUCUGCACGCUGCACCACGUGCCAGCUGGCGCCACGGGAUUGGCCGGCGACGACGACGGAUCCGGAAAGAGCAACGAUGCUGACGGGGCGGGCCCGCGAGCAGCGGGGAUGGCGGGUGGGGGGGGAGGCGGCGUGGAGAUCUCGCUGGACGGCGGGUUGAUGGGCGCCGCUGCGGAGUCGGCGGCGAGCCAAGGCAUGGCGGGGCUGUCGCCGCCGCCCCUCUCGCUGGGGGAAAGCGCCACCCCGUCGCGCCCCCUCCCCGCGCAGCGCUCUCUCGCGUCUCCCGCGUUCACUCCGCCGUCGGUGUCGUCCUCCUCGCUGCUCUCCUCGCUGCCCGCCUUCACUCUCUCCGACUCCUCCCCCGCCCUCUCCUCCCCUGCGCCCUCCUCCCCCUUCACCCCCGCGCUCGCCAGCUCCCCGCGCUCGUUGCUCAGGCCCGCGGGCAGCAGCAGUGUGGGUGGCUCCGCGCGGCACGUGGGGCGGUCGUUGUUGGGGCAGAGGCAGGGCGCGGCGGAGGAGGUGGAGGAGGGUGCGGAGGGGGAGGACGGGGACGCCAUGGACGCGACUGCCGCGCUCGCGCCCACACCGCCCUUCGGGUCGCCCGCCUUCGCUCCCACCGCCUCGCUCUCACCCGUCCUCCCCUCCUCCACCGCCUCCCCCGCCCCGCCAGAAGCCGACCUUCUUCCGCCAGCCGUGCUGCCGCUGUGUGCGGCGCCAGACGCGUGCGAGUGUCGGCAGUGCGGCGGGCGGCACAGACACGCGGCGGGGCAGGUGGGGGGCGAGCAGGCGCUGCUGGCGGAGCCCAUGAUCCUGAGGAACAAGCCGCCCCGCUGGCACGAACAGCUGCAGUGUUGGUGUCUCAACUUCCGGGGCCGGGUGACAGUGGCGUCGGUGAAGAACUUUCAGCUGAUAGAGGGCAAUGCGGGGGGGGCGGUGGACGAUGCGGACAAGCCGGUGCUGCUGCAGUUUGGCAAGAUCGGCAAGGACGUCUUCACCAUGGACUACCGCUAUCCGCUCUCCGCCUUCCAG
Molecule: messenger RNA, 2085 nt
Organism: Closterium sp. NIES-65
Lineage: Eukaryota; Viridiplantae; Streptophyta; Zygnematophyceae; Desmidiales; Closteriaceae
Source: the annotation of a GenBank genome assembly